ACAUGUCUGGUCAGAUAGUUUCCAGCUUUCUCAGCCGAAACACAUACAUAAUUUAGCAGAUUUUCUAUUAAAAAAAUGCAACCCAAACCCUCUUCAGCCAUGAGAUUUCUCACCAUCUCGACAGUCUUAAUAGCUUGGACAUCCAUGGUCACUGUGGAGAGUGGAUUCACCACUGUAAUUCAUGGCGAUUUGGAACUGGACGUGUCCGACGAGCAGCUCCCAUUUGACGACGCAUUUUUUGCCUGCUACCGAAACAACAAAACCUUACUUUCCGUCGACUCUGAAGGAAAGGAUCGCAUCUUGGUUGACCUCUUCAUAAACGGCGGCUCAAAUGUAACUCUACCCGGAACACAAAGUUGGAUAGCGGCCCGUGAGUCGCGCGAGGGGGUCUGGGUCAACGUCGUGGCAGGAAGUUUGCAGCCGCUUUAUUACACGAGAUGGUUCAUCGACCAACCCGACGAUACAGAAAAUCUUAGCUGCGCAUUCCAGCACACGCUAUUCGACCUCAACUGGCGGGAUGGGAACUGUUCGGCGCCAUUUUAUUUUAUUUGCGAAUCCACAAUCGCAAAAUAAGCUUGGACAUGACAUAUGUAAAACAAGUAAUUAUGAUCAGAGUAAAUUAUUGAUAAUAAUCUGUACCCAUUUAUUUGGGAAUAAACAUAAUUAGACUUGAAUAAAUAAGUAUAAUUGAGGACGGAUAGAAUUUCAUGUCCGGUUACCCCUCUAAUUGUUUAGGACUUACCAAAAUUACUGCAGUAAAGCAAAUUUCAAUUAACUAAAUUAC
Folsomia candida is the source of this 784-nucleotide messenger RNA. RefSeq lists its product as uncharacterized. The record is from RefSeq and is a predicted model, not a curated record. The transcript has 3 exons. Lineage: Eukaryota; Metazoa; Arthropoda; Collembola; Entomobryomorpha; Isotomidae. Bases 76 to 573 code for a protein of 165 amino acids.